Molecule: messenger RNA, 4371 nt
Organism: Penicillium chermesinum
Lineage: Eukaryota; Fungi; Ascomycota; Eurotiomycetes; Eurotiales; Aspergillaceae
Exons: 6
Coding region: 1-4371 (1456 amino acids)
Biological process (GO): transmembrane transport
Cellular component (GO): membrane
Molecular function (GO): ABC-type transporter activity; ATP binding; ATP hydrolysis activity
Source: RefSeq, a predicted model, not a curated record
AUGAGAAUCCGAAUCAGCAUUGUUCAAGUCUUUGGAACUUCCUUCCAGAGAGAAGCAACAGAGGUCUGGAACUUCAUUAUGGCGCGAGACAGUGCUGAGAAAACCCAGACGAGCCAACUUAAACAGCCACAAGCUGAUAUCGCGAACCCCUCGCCAGCCAUUAAUGAGUCUGGGACGUAUUCGGAAGCCCACUUGAAGCAACCCGACCAAGACAAGGAAACCCAGAUCUGUGAAAAGCCAACAGAUGCCCUCCUUUCCAAUUCAUCUAUCGACCGAAACGAGCUCAGCAAAGAGAAAAAACAUACUCUCGAUUCACACACAGGUGAAGGUCGACAAAUCGGGGUGCUGUUUGAGAAUCUUUCUGUUCACGGCUCUGCUUCAUCUACCUCUACUCAGCCAACUGUUGUCUCGGCUUUGGUGAGCCCAAUAAAGCGACUUGCAAAACUACUGGGGGGCAGACAUAGUCGGCAAACUUCAAGUCAAAUCCUUUACGGGCUUGAUGGACUUUUGUGUCCCGGAGAGCUACUCCUGGUGCUCGGGCGCCCAGGAAGCGGGUGCUCUACCUUCUUGAAGGCGGUAUGUGGCUACCUGGAUGGCCUUAGUCUCGACCCAGCCAGCAAAAUUCAGUACCAAAGCAUCUCUUUAGAGAUAUUGUUGAAGGAAUACCGGGGUGAAGUUGUUUAUAAUGCCGAAGAGGACUAUCAUUUCCCUCAUUUGACAGUUGGUGAAACUCUUGAGUUCGCUGCGUCCUCGCGUGCACCUCACACCCGAGCAGUCAAUGUGAGCCGUGGGGAAUAUGUCAAGGCUGCUGUGCAGGCAGUCAUGGAUCUCUAUGGUCUGUCGCAUACAAAGGAUACGCACGUCGGCAACGAGUAUAUCCGUGGAGUCAGUGGUGGCGAAAGGAAGAGAGUGAGCAUAGCAGAAAUGACAUUAGCAAGAGCUCCCAUCGGUGCUUGGGACAACAGUACUCGAGGUCUGGAUGCUAACAGCGCCCUUGACUUCGCGCAAGCCCUUCGCCUAUCGGCCGAUGUAUCAAAAACAUGCCACGCUGCGGCAGUAUAUCAGGCCUCGGAUGCCAUUUACAACACAUUCGACAACGUGAUCCUCCUCUACGAGGGUCACCAGAUAUACUUCGGUCCGUGUCGCAAUGCUGUUCCAUACUUCGAGGAGAUGGGUUGGAAACGCCAUCCUCGGCAAGUGAGCGCGGAUUUCCUCACUGCGAUCACCAACCCCAGUGAGCGUGAGCCGCGGAAGGGCAUGGAAAGUAGCGUUCCACGGACCCCAGAGGAGUUCGAAGCCCGUUGGAAGCAGAGCCCCGACCUUUCCCUCGGUGGACAACAAGAACGUUGGUUGAGCGAUGCCAAACACAGCCAGCAAGCCAACCACAUCCGAUACUCUAGCCCCUACCUCAUUUCAGUGCCGAUGCAGCUACGUCUGUGCCUUGUCAGAGCGUAUCGACGGAACCUCAAUGAUCUCGCAGGUAUCAUCUCCACCGCGAUCGUUCAGAUUGUCCUUGCGGUUCUGAUCGGAUCUCUUUUCUACAACAUCCCCAAUGAUUCUUCGGGACUUUCGCAGCGCGCGUCUGUCAUCUUUUUGGCCGUUCUUACGAAUAACCUUAUCUCUUUACUGGAGAUUAAUGUGUUGUAUAGUCAGAGAGCAAUUGUCGAGAAACACGCCAACUACGCAUUUGUUCGCCCUUUCACUGAAGCUUUCGCCAGUGUCAUCAUCGACCUUCCAGUCAAGCUCCUUCGUUGUCUCCUUGCGAGUAUAGUCAUCUACUUCAUGGCCAAUCUUCGGAGGGAGGCUGGUCACUUCUUCAUUUACAUUCUCUUUCAGCUCACCUCGGUCGUCACCAUGUCGGGUCUAUUCCGCUGUCUAGCUACAAUGACGAAAACUCUUGGUCAAGCCAUGGCCCUUGGUGGAAUUAUCAUUAUCUGCAUCGCUGUCUAUACCGGCUACACUGUACCUCAACCCGACAUGCGACCGUGGCUUGGCUGGAUCCGGUGGAUCAAUCCAAUCUUUUAUGCCUUCGAGGGAGUCAUAUCCAAUGAAUUCCAUGGUUUGAAAGCUAUCUGUGUCAAUUUUGUGCCCGAUUAUCCCCAUGUUCUCGGGUCAUCUUUCACCUGUUCGGUAGUCGGUUCCACGGCAGGACAGCUGUAUGUCUCUGGGGAUGUAUUCAUCGAAAAGAAUUAUCAGUACUCUCAUAGUCAUCUAUGGCGAAACUUUGGCAUUAUUGUUGCAUUUUUGGUUUUCUUUCAUGCUGCCUACCUGAUUCUCACCGAGCUGGUGCCAGGCACAGCCUCGAGUGGCAACACUUUGUGUUUCCUUUCUAGGAACUCCCCAGACAACCCCGGAGCUGAUGAUCUUGAGUCUCGCAAACAAUCCGGGGCUUUGAGAGAAGUUCAAUCUUCAAGAAGUCACUUGUGCCUGUCUGUGCCGCAGCAAAGGCGCGUUUUCAGUUGGAAGGGACUUUCCUAUGACAUUCCGGUCAAGGGAGGAACAAAACGACUACUUGACGAUGUGAAUGGAUGGGCUAAGCCAGGGACUCUAACGGCUCUUAUGGGCCUCUCUGGUGCAGGCAAGACUACUCUCUUGGAUGUUUUGGCCCAGAGAAUGACCGUGGGUGUUGUCACUGGAGAGAUGCUAGUUGAUGGCAACAAUCUCAACGCCAGUUUUCGCCGAAACACUGGGUAUGUCGAGCAACACGACCUUCAUCUCGAAUCUUCCACCAUUCGCGAAGCUCUUCGGUUCAGUGCUGCUUUGCGGCAGCCGCGAUCCACGCCCAUCGAUGAAAAAUAUGAAUUUGUAGAAGAUGUUAUUCAUCUGUUGGGAAUGGGGGAUUUUUCCGAUGCCAUCAUCGGAAUCCCUGGCCACGGAUUGAACAUUGAGCAGAGAAAGCUCCUAACUAUUGGUGUUGAGCUCGCCGCAAAACCAGAACUUUUAACCUUCUUGGAUGAGCCAACCAGUGGAUUGGAUUCUCAAAGCUCCUGGGCUAUUUGUGCUUUUAUGAGGAAACUUGCCGAUCAUGGCCAAGCUGUCCUCGCGACCAUCCAUCAACCAGGUGCUGUGAUGUUUGAACAAUUCGAUCGCCUACUUCUGCUGGCUCAGGGUGGUAGGCCUGUCUACUUCGGGGAUAUUGGAAGCCAUUCUCGCACGCUUUUGGAUUAUCUGGAAAGCAAUGGAGCGCGUCCGUGUGGACCAACCGAAAAUCCCGCAGAAUACAUGCUUGAUGUGGUGAAUCAGGGCCCCCAGGAAAACUCACAGGCUCUUGAUUGGGUGGACAUAUGGAAGAAAAGUGCUCAGAAUCAAGCAGUUAUCGAUGAGUUGGAUCGGAUGGCUUCAACUCCAUCUCAAACUCCAACCACGGAUACACCCAAGGAACUCGAAUUUGCAAUGCCUGUCGGUAGCCAGAUCCAUCAUGUCCUCAAGCGCGAUUUUCAGCAAUACUACCGCCAACCAGAGUAUAUCAUGGCUAAACUCUCCUUGGGCAUUGUUUCCGGUCUCUUCAUUGGGUUCUCAUUUUGGAUGUCCGAUGAGUCCAAUCAAGGUUUCCAAAACACAAUGUUUAGUUUGUUUCUCUUAUGCACUAUCUUUUCGACGAUGGUCAACCAAAUUCUCCCAAAGUUUAUCGGCAGACGAGCCCUAUAUGAGCUACGUGAACGGCCUUCCCGAACAUAUUCAUGGCAGGUAUUCAUCUUUUCGCAAAUUUUAGUCGAGCUUCCCUGGCAAGCUCUCCUCGGCAUCUGCACAUGGGCUUCCUUCUACUUUUCCGUCUACGGCGGCAACCAGGACUCCGAGCGUCAAUGUCUAGUUUUCCUUUUCGUUCUACAAUUCUUUCUUUUCGCAUCUAGCUUUGCCCAUUUAAUAGCUGCUGCGAUACCAAACCCUAUUUUGGGCAGCAUGCUCGCUCUCUUUAUGUUUGUUCUUUCGUUACUGUCUAACGGCGUCAUGCAAGCACCGAGCAACUUGCCUCCUUUCUGGAGCUAUAUGCACCGAGUCUCUCCGUUAACUUAUUACGUCGGUGGCAUCAGUGCUACUGCAUUACAUGGUCGGCCCAUUCAUUGUACCGAUCGCGAGGUAGUAUCCUUCGAUGCCCCCGCGGGACAGACGUGCGGUGAAUAUCUCAGGGAAUACCUUGAAUUUGCGCCCGGACGACUCCUUAAUUGGAACUCCACAUCGGAAUGCCAAUACUGCCCCCUUCGAUCUGCCGAUCAAUAUCUGGCAAGUCGCGACAUCUUCUGGGACUUGAGAUGGCGCGACUACGGCCUUCUUUGGGCGUAUUUUGCCUUCAACAUUCUUGCCGCCAUUUCCCUGUACUAUCUCUUCCGGGUUUUGCCAUAUUCCAGGAAGAACAAGGUCAAAAAAACAUAA